Oppia nitens is the source of this 827-nucleotide messenger RNA. RefSeq names its product tumor necrosis factor receptor superfamily member 5-like. The record is from RefSeq and is a predicted model, not a curated record. Gene Ontology annotation, cellular component: cell surface; plasma membrane. Bases 324 to 827 code for a protein of 167 amino acids. Gene Ontology annotation, molecular function: coreceptor activity; nerve growth factor binding; death receptor activity. The transcript has 5 exons. NCBI's taxonomy places the organism in Eukaryota, Metazoa, Arthropoda, Arachnida, Sarcoptiformes, Oppiidae. Gene Ontology annotation, biological process: Rho protein signal transduction.
UUGAAGACAAUAUCGCAUCAAAUCUUGACUCUGAUGUCAACUCUGAUAUAAAUUUACGGCAAACCAACUGUUCAUUCAAUGAUCUCAAAUGUAUUAUAAGUCGAAACAGACUUUUUUCAAAUGCCAGUCAAAUAUUUAUUCAAACAAUUAGUGAAACCAAAAACUUGACAUUUGAAAGAAAUUGUACUUUCGGUCAGUCAUAUUUGGAUAUUAGACGACAUCAAUGUAUUGACUGCACGCAUAACUGUCCCGUAAACUCAAAAGUUGAUCAAAAAUGUAACGAAACUCAUGACACUCAAUGUGUUUGUAAUUCGGGAUAUUUUAUGGCCAGUGAUUUCACGUGCAAACAGUGCUCAACAUGUGAUCCAGGAUGGGGUAUUUGGCGUAGUUGUAGGGGUGCUCGAAACACGGUGUGCCGAAAGUGUCCUCCCGGCACCUUUUCUGGUGUCCAAACCGGUACUUUGGGCUGUAUUUUAUGCACGAAAUGUAAUUCAGAUGAAGUAAUGCUUGAAGAAUGCUCGGGAGUUCACGACUCUAUUUGUAUCGAUAAACGAAAACUUAAAUAUUCAUUGAAUGCCAUAAAAGAUGACGACUUUAUUGAAAAUACGGGAAAUUCAUUAUAUAUUUAUUUUGGACUUUUGAUUGCCAUUGUAUUGGUUUUAUUCGUAUAUAUUAUAUUUCAAUUGCGAUUCAAAACAAUAGUAAAGACUGAGUCAAACUUUAAUAGCCAACAGACCUUCAAAUAUCCGGUCAAUUAUCACAACAAUUAUAAUAAAGAAGUUCACUCUCAAAGACAGAGACAAUACAAUUAUAUUCCAGUAUUAUAA